AUGGCCCGCUCCCGCUCCGUCACUGGUGCCAUCGUGACUGCACUCGGCCUUGGCUUUGUAGCUUGUCAGCUUGGCGGUGCCUUCGUGGGAUCUUCCCCGCAGCUGCGGGGAGGCCCUCAGGUGGUGCGGCAUGUGGGCGUUGACUAUCUUCUGCGCAACGGCCCCAAGGACGCCGACCCUCCUCUUAUGGACCCAAACACUGCCUCAGGUGCCACCCACGAGAUCGAGUUCAAGAAGAAGCCUUUUGGAAUCCUCCGCUACGCACCGGGACCGAGCGGCAACGGUGCCGUCGUCCGUGAAGUGAAGCAGGAGUCCCGCUACCCGGGCGACCCACAGGGCCAGGCUUUCGUGGCCGGUGUCCAGCCGGGUUGGGUCGUGGCCUCCGUGAACGGCCAGGAUGCGAAGAACAUCAAGUUCGAAGACCUCAUGGAGUUCAUGGACGACGAGGUGCUGGACCCUGUGGCAGCCCUGUCCCUGAACUUGAAGGAGAACGGCGUCUCCUCCGAAGGUAAGGGCAUCGGCGAGAGCACUUUCACCUUUGGUGGUGGCAACCUCGCGCCGCUGCCUAUCAAGGUUGUGUACCAGGAGCCGUGA
Messenger RNA from Symbiodinium necroappetens, 594 nucleotides. The record is from the annotation of a GenBank genome assembly. Lineage: Eukaryota; Dinophyceae; Suessiales; Symbiodiniaceae.